AAGGGGGGUUAUUAGUUACCAAAUAUUUGGUUGCAAAAACAAAGCUUAACAUGUUUUUUUUUUAUCAAUUUAACUUCAAUAGGUUGCAACAUACAUUGUGUUUCCUAAAACGUGCUUCUUUAGGUCUUGUUUUGAGUAGAUGCGAAUGGUUUCUUCCACAGUUCUCCGCAGUCCGCAUUGGUUGUGGCGUCACUGAAAUGUGGAGGAGUCGAGAAACUUCACUCAUGUAAAUAACGGCAAUUAGAAAGCCGUACUAAGUGGUCGUUGUCAAUAGAGUACAUAUUUCUUUGGGUAUUUAUUUAAAAAGACCAGAUUUUUCUUCGAAAAUGCCUCGGAAAAAGCCAUUUAGCAACAAACAAAAGAAGAAACAGCUCCAAGUUAAGCGCGAGAGAAAGAGAGGUGACACGGGUUCUGGCCCAAGCAGCCGCAAUGCCAGCGUGGAGCGAGGAGGAGAGCGUCAAUCAGACACAUCAGAUAGUGAGACGACAGACAUUAGAAAAAUAAAUCAACAACCUGUUAGUCAAGAGGUUAAAUAUGAUCCAAACAGGUUUCGACUGCAUUUUGAGAAGGAGAGUAAAGAGGAGGUGGAAAAAAGGAAGAAGCUGGCCAGAGAGAAGAUUCUUCAGGCAGUGUGUGAUAAGGAACUAGAAGUUGACAUCAAUGAAAUCUACCCAUCAGAUAAAUGUCUUUCGUUUCCACGACGACCAUCUUGGACCUACAACAUGACACGAGACAGCUUGUUGAAGAAAGAAGAAAAGUCUUACAGAGAUUACCUGGAUGACAUGCACUCCAGAAAUGCACCUGGCACUCUCAGCCACUUCGAGCACAAUUUGGAGACAUGGAGACAACUGUGGAGAGUUUUGGAGAUGUCAGACAUCAUCUUGCUUAUUGUUGACAUCAGACACCCGGUGCUGCAGUUUCCUCCAGAUCUUUACCAUUACUUCACAAAAGACCUACAGAAGCAUGUGAUCCUGGUGUUGAACAAGGUUGACCUGUGUCCUCCUCCACUGGUGAUUGCCUGGAAACACUACAUGGCCUCCCAGUUUCCAAACUUGAAUAUAGUGUGCUUUACCUCACACCCUGGACAGCCCUACAGCACAGUUCUCCAGAAGAAAAGGACAGGGAGGAAGCCUGGCUGGAGUGAUGCUGGAGGUCUAUUAGACAUUUAUAAAGCCUGUCAGGAGAUCACAUCAGGGAGAGUCGAUAUUUCUAGCUGGGAGCACAAGAUUCAGAGAGAUGCUGUUGCCCAGCGACUGGAUGAUGAGCAUCCGGAUGAAGAAGCAGAGUCUGUGCUUGUGGAGCAUCAAAGUGAUAGCGCUAUGGAAAUGAGCAGCUCAUCUAAUGAACUUUACAAAGAUGGAGUUCUCACAUUAGGCUGCAUAGGCUUUCCAAAUGUUGGUAAAUCGUCUAUAAUAAACAGCCUUGUAGGAAGAAAGGUGGUGAGUGUUUCUCGUACUCCAGGCCACACCAAAUACUUCCAGACAUACUACCUCACUCCAACAGUUAAACUGUGCGACUGUCCUGGACUGGUGUUCCCUUCUCGGGUCAAUAAAGAGUUACAGAUUCUGUCAGGCAUUUACCCAGUGUCUCAGCUGCAAGACCCCUACACCUCAGUGGGUUAUCUGUGUGAGAGGACGCCUUUCCUCUCUGUGCUGAAGCUCAAACAUCCCAGUCUCCAAGAUGAACCGCAGCGAGAACAGGGCGCCGAAGAGCCCAAAUGGACUGCCUUCGACGUAUGUGAGGCUUGGGCAGAGAGGAGAGGUUACAAGACUGCAAAAGCCGCUCGUAAUGAUGUUUAUCGCGCAGCAAACAGUCUUCUAAGGCUGGCAAUUGAUGGCAGGCUGUGCCUCUGCCUCAGACCACCGGGCUACAGCUGCCUGAAAGAGCAUUGGGAAAAUCAUGUCGACUUGCAAGAGAUUAUUGCUCUCCAAGGAAGAGCGGCGAAGGUGGAAGGAGCAGGAGAAAGGGAGGAGGAUGAGGAUGAAGAGUCCAGCUCAGAGCCUGAGGAGGAGAGAGACCGGGAUGCAGACGAUGAUGAGGAUGGAGACGAUGAGGAUGAGGGGUGCGGCUAUCGAAGACAAAAGAAUAAGAACCCACCUGUCUUCACUACGAACAUUUUCAAUGUCCUUCGGGAAAACAAGUAUGAGUGAGAGAUGAGCAGACUCCGCCCAUUCCUCCUCCUCAGACCUCUUCACUGCAGUGCGAUUUCUCUUCCCCCUUUUUUCCUUUAAACCUUCAUUCCUGUCAACAAUCUCUACUCAUCAUUCUUUUCUUCCGCAUAUUUGCAAAAGUCGUCAUCAUUCAACUGGAUUUAUUAACCUGCAACAUACCAGCUGACAUAAACGUGCUGUGCUGUGCCUCAUCUUUGAGUGUCUGUCCUGAUCCUUCAAGUAGGUUUGGUUUGAUGUUUUAUGAUGACUCUUCAGAGACAGACAAACACACAAAGUCCCCAGUUUCCUGAGUUCUUAUUGGUUUUCAGAGUUUUCAUCAGAAAGUGACCUCACAGCUGAGAUGCCAAAGGCCAAGGAAGAACUAUCAAGCAAAUCAAAUGUACAGUUUGUAUGUUGUCAUUCACUGGAGUAGCUAUUCUGGCACUCGGAACUAUAAAUAUAAAAACGAAAUCUUGACUGAAUGCUUCCUUUAAUUACCACAGCUGGGACGAGACCCUGAAGAUACAAAAUGACAAAAGAAGAGCCAUUAAAACACUUCAUUCUGAUAUUUGCUCUGAUUGGAAUGCCAGCUUUUUUUUAAAUUCAAUUUGAAAUUCACAUCAUUUAUAGUUGGAACUGUUUUUCAGGUGUGGAAAGGGCCUUUUCUAUCUGAAUUGCUUCAUGAGGCAGAAUCAGGAGUUGAACCUGUAGUGUUUUAACUACUAAAAUACUUUGUUUCUGUAAAGAAUUCUCCAUCUUUUCUUCAGGAUUUGGCUGCAGUUAUGUCAGAUUUAUAUGACAACACAGUCUGCGGUUGCUUUCUCCUUUACCUUUGCUUUCUGAAAAUAGUUUUGUUCUUUUUUUUUUCUGCCAUGCUGUAAACUGAAAGUCAAAGCAGUUAGCCUGUUUUGUUUGGUAAAAAAAAAGAAAAAAAACAAGAGAAAUGGCUAUGGCUUAGUCCCUUAACGCUUCACUUCAUUUCGGGGGUUAAAGUGAUUUUCUCGUUGUUGGGCUGUUUAUGUGAACUUCUGGGGCGAGAUGCAAACAGAACUGGUGCAAAUAAAAUCAACCCCUCCAAACCUCCAUCAGUCACCUGCCAGUAAGAGUUUAGCCAUCUUUCAUGAAAAGAUAACAUUAGAAGUGUAAAUGUCUAAAUUAAUGCUUUAAACACGCACCGUUUUGUGUUAUUUAAUACAUUUACCCUUUAAGGGAUAAUAUUCUUUGCAUGAAUGCAAAACAUUGCUUGUGAUUUUGAGCAUAAGUGAGUUUUUUUUCCCCCCCCCAAAUUGAUUUUCUGGCAGUAGAUUACUUAGGUCACGCAGGGCUUUAAGUAAACUACUUCUGUUUCCCUUUAGUUUUCCCAUGUGGAGUUGAAUAGGUAAACACAUUUUUAUUUUUGCUUUCUUUGUAACUUUUUCCUAUCUUUUUUCUAGUCUAAAUUAGUUUUUUUUCUUUCAGUCUUUUUUUUGUUUGGAUUUUUAAGCAUUUUCUAUUUUUAAUUCCAAAUGAACUUUUUAAAAUAUUUUUAAAACCAUAAAUUGCACCCCCCCCCCCUUUUUUUGUGCCAAAUUGCCUGCACUUUGUGCAGCAAAAAGAGUGUCUAUGACUAAAUUUAGAAAAACAGAAGGUAAAGUUUCUCAGUUACUGUGUUCAGGAGUAUAAAUCUUUAAAGUGUGAAUGCACAUUUUCUGUCCAUGUCUUUUAUCAAAACGGAAGUCAGAUUUUUUAAACAGGGUUUUAUGUAUCUGGCCCUCUAAGUACCACCAUGACAUGCAGCCCACUCAACCUGUUGGUCUAACCUAGACAUUUUCUGCAUUUGCAAAUAUUUUUGCACAGCAAUAAAUACAAAAUCUUUUUGUCAACCUAUCUGUCAGGCUAUCUGUCCUGCCCCCCCCCCCCCCCCCCCCCCCCCCGUGUGAUGAGAAAGUGGGAUCAUGUCUGGGAUGGGACGGCCCUCGCUACAAUCACGAGUGCUGUAAUAUUAUUAUUUUACCCACAAUUAUGCAAUAGUUAUCAAGCCAACAAAAACACUACCGUCCUGUAGGAGAAGCCGCUGUUUUAGAUGUAUUGUGGAAUUUAUUAUUAGGUUGAAUUAAUAAACUGAUGGAUAAAUGCUUGAGAAGGUUCUGUCUCUAAAUAACCAUAGCAGAGCUGCUUCUGUGAUUCAGAAUAAAUAAAACUAUUAU
Molecule: messenger RNA, 4336 nt
Organism: Oryzias latipes (Japanese medaka)
Lineage: Eukaryota; Metazoa; Chordata; Actinopteri; Beloniformes; Adrianichthyidae
Gene: gnl1
Product: guanine nucleotide binding protein-like 1
Molecular function (GO): GTPase activity; GTP binding
Source: RefSeq, a predicted model, not a curated record